AUGGGAGAUGAGAUGCCUAAAUCCCGCAGUCUUGUACAGAAGCGCAAAGCCGAAGUCAUUGAUCUCGAGAUCAUAGGGGAGAAAAGGGUCCACAAGCCUUUCAAACCCGUAGUCAGAAAUCAGACGCAAAAGGAAGAAGACUCGCUACUCCAAGUUUGUGUUACUGUCCACCCCAAGCUCAACGGCUUUCCAGUUGCACUAUGCGAGCGCCUCCAGCAAGCUUGCCAAGCAUCCUUUUACAGUCACAUGUUCGCCCUCCAGACCGGUACCAUGCCAAAACAUCAUCAGACUUACUGCAUAAUUACCAGCACACGCAUACGAUCAAAGUCGAUUGAAUUCCAAACUACCAUGGCCAUCACAAACAUAGUCGAUUUAAGCACGGCAAACGCGACACUACUGCGAUACUUCCUCGACAACACAAACGUAGACUUGUCAAAGAGAACAUUUGUGGAGUCAGAGACAGUAGAGGGAGUUGCGAACCCAGAGUUCCUUGAGUUAUACAGCGUAAGGAGGGGAGACUUGGGAUGGGGGUUUGACACGGAUGGGUGUCUGUCCAUCUAUGGAGCCAAGGCUUUUGACAACAAACUAACAGAGAAGGUGUGGUAUGCCAAGAGCAGUGUAGUUAAGAUUGAGGAUGAGGGUUGA
Molecule: messenger RNA, 645 nt
Organism: Pyrenophora tritici-repentis Pt-1C-BFP
Lineage: Eukaryota; Fungi; Ascomycota; Dothideomycetes; Pleosporales; Pleosporaceae
Source: RefSeq, a predicted model, not a curated record